This is a messenger RNA of Terrapene triunguis (Three-toed box turtle), 4139 nucleotides long. RefSeq names its product A-kinase anchor protein 17B. The transcript has 4 exons. The record is from RefSeq and is a predicted model, not a curated record. Lineage: Eukaryota; Metazoa; Chordata; Testudines; Emydidae. The coding region runs from base 1 to 2679 and encodes 892 amino acids. Gene Ontology annotation, molecular function: RNA binding.
AUGACAAUCACUGUAGUGUAUGAUAACUCUGAAGCUAUGGAGCUCUGUGCUUCUCAGCAUCUGUAUCUUAAACCAGUAGCAAAACUGACUAUCAAUGUGGUGUUUCCAGAACACACAGAAUCUACCCGAUCUUUCUCUAAGUGGGAAGUGAUGGACAAGCUGAAGAACAUGAUUUGUCCAGACCAAUUUACUACUGUUAGGGUUUCAAAGAGCACUAAGGAUUUCAUUCGAUUUGAGGGAGAGGCAGAAACUAAAAGGUUGAUCCUCACACUUAAGGAAAAACUGCAUGGAAAGGUAAUAAAACUGAAUGGUUUUAAAGAUGACUUGAAGGUGAUGGCCACCGAGGCACAAGCUGACUUUCCAACUCCACAAGAGUGGGCAUCUUACCUGAAUAAAAGAGAGAUUACGAAUGAAGAUCUUACUGAGCAAACCGCUGAUAUUCCUGAUUGCAUCUAUUUUGAAGGUUUGCCAUGUAAAUGGUUUGCACUAAAGGGCUCAAAUAAUGAAAAGCCGAGUGAAGAUGUUUUAAGAGUGGUGUUCGAAAGCUUUGGAAAGAUCAAGAACAUAGAUAUCCCUAUGCUUGAUCCUUAUAGAGAAGAAAUGGUGGGAGGAAAUUUAAAUAACUUCCUUUUUGGAGGUCUACAGACAUUUGAAGCUUUUGUCCAGUACCAAGAGUACACGGCUUUUGUGAAAGCUAUGGAGUCACUUAGGGGAAUGAAGCUGAUGUUUAAAGGGGAUGAUGGAAAAGCUCUGGCAUGUAACAUGAAGGUGACUUUUGAUACAACCAAACAUUUCAGCAAAGGAGCUAUCAAAAAGAGAAGGCUGGAAAGACAAAAGCUGCAAGAGCUAGAGCAAGAAAGAAAAAGGGAAAAAAAGCGAGAGGAAGAGGAGGCUGCAAGAAAAAGACGUGAUGAUGAAAAAAUUGCUCGAGAAAGAAAAAGGAAGGCUAAGCUCAAGAGGAGAGAACACAGGCAGAUAGAUCGGGAUGAGAAACGCCCAAGAAAGCAGCAGAAGGUAACAGCUGAAGAAGAGCAGUGGCCAGAGAAUAUGCCUGAAUGGGAAGAGAGGAAAUAUCUACUAGCUCAGAGAAGAGUGGAGUCUAUAAGGCUGCUUACAGUGCUGUUAAGCCGAGUAAAAGAUUUUGCACAGUUGACCAGCCAAAAAGUGGAGUCCUUGCUGUACCCUGAAGAGAUAAGAAAGGAUUGCUUUCCUGAGACGGAGUUCCAAAAUGCACAGACAGAGCAGAGAGAAUCCCGUUAUCUUCUACACAAAGAACUGAAGGAUAAGAAAAAAUUUAGCAGUCAGUUCUUCCAAACGGGUAAUACCUCUUUUAGUGAGGAAGAGGUGCCAAGUAGUCUACCUGCCUCACCUUGUCAUCUUGUGAGAACGAUCUUAAAUGAUGCAACUGCAGCAGCAAGCACUGGUAAAUUAACUGGCAGGGAUGAGUACAGCUCCCCUGGCUGUGGGUCUUUACAGAUUACAGUUACUCAAGACUGCAAGGUUAUAGAAUCCCUUGAGAGAGAAGACUGUCCUCCUUUGAAGACAGUACACUCUGGAAAAGUGUCUGGUACAGGGUACUGCAAAAAGCAAAAGAUUUAUGAAACUGACGAGUUUAUACAUUAUUUAUUAAACUAUUAUCAAACUCCAAGCUACGCACGUGUCUGCCUAGAGCCAGAAAGCACCGUUAGCAAUUCUUGGUGGCAGAGGAUAGUGUCUGAUAAUGGGAAUGGCUUUCAGAUCAACUUGAAGAACAAAUAUGGGCAACGCUUUACAGAAGUGAGUUUUGUACAAAACCCCGACAAGGGAAAUUGUAGCGGGGAUGAUAAUUAUAGAUGGGAGAUCACGAUUCGGAAAUCUGAGCCUACAGAGAGUGUGUCAAAAAACAACGCCUAUGCUGGAGGGUUUACAACAAAGUUCCAAGUACAGUGGAAUGACUCACUUGAUAUUGCUAAUUUACCAUAUGCUGAAUUUAAUAAUUCUUCUUUUGGACGCACUAAUACUAGUCACGAUAAAAAAUCCAAAGACGACAAUAACAGAAGAGAAGUUGCCCCACCAUACACACCCUCAGGCUCUGCAUACAAAUUCAGGGAUUUAAUGGAAGAGAUCAGUAGUGAUUCUGAGUAUUUUAGUGAGGCCAAGAGAACAGAAAGAAGAUAUAAAGAUGUUUACAGUGAUGACAAUAAAGCGUGGUCCCUCCCAAGAGAGAUGGAGAGAAAAUUCCUUGUCUGUGUUAAAAACGUAGGUCAAAAUUAUCCAGAAAAUGAAUCCAGCAAAUGUAGCUUCUGUUCAAAUUCUGCCCCUGGUGGCUUGACAAAGCAGUGUAGACAUAAGCUUAAAAAAUCAUACAAGAGGUGCAGUAGUAAAUUGAGUCACGAAGGGCGAAAAAGUGAGUGGAAAUCCAAUGAAGAGGCGAUAAAUACCCCCAAAAAGAAGAAAAAGAGAAAAAAGCCCUCCCCUGACAUUUUACCUGAUGAACAUGGCUUCUCUGAAAUGGAGAGUUGGAGACAGUUGGAAUCUCUAAAAAAGAUACAGAGAAAAUGUAGCAAAAUGUUCCACCAUAAGAUGAAAUUCAAAACCCUUCAUGUGAUGGCAGCAGCAUCAAAAGAUGCCAUCCAUGCUGAUGCCUCUCUGCUUCAGAGAUCUCGCCAAAGGGCCGGUGAGGUGGGGGAAGUGAAAUAGAACCAAGACGACACUCCUCAAUUUGACAGGUUUAAGGAUUCUGUGCAGAAUUAUGGUUACUGACACAAUCACUCUUGCAGUCAAGCUCACCUAACGGUUGAAAGUAGUUUAGAAGGAGGAGACGCUGAUUCCUCUGACACCUAAAGGGCUUGACAGUCGUUUAGUGCAGCAGCACUCUUUGGGGUGGGAGACUGGACCACAGCACCACGCCUGGUCCCUGCAGGAUGCCUGUUUGCAUUUGGGUGGCUGUGAGAGUAUGCUGUAGCUACACCCCUGCGCAGGGCUCCUGCUCUUUAUGCAUCUACGCAGCCAGGUUAGAAACGGCCUGGAGAUACCACCUUUGUCUGGGUGCUGCUUCUCCUGGUGGCAGAAGCCACCGUCAUUCUUAUUUAUCCUGGAGCUGGGAACCUAAGAAAUCCUGCCGCUGAAGUGGAGCAAGAAGAGGCUCCCAAGGACCUGGGCUAAGGUUUCAAUUAAUAAAAGGGGAGAGCGAGGGACCAAUCAGCUCCCCUCCUUCUCUGGUUGGCCAAUGGAUGAGAGCCUCUGGAGGAGGGGUCAUCCUGCAUUCCUCCAGCAUCUGCUCCCCACUGCCUUCUGGGGCUGUCCCAAUCACUGCCAUCAAGUUUCCACCUGUUGAGCUAGGUGAGUUGCAGUCUUCUCAUGGCAGUGAAAGAUUUGCAAAGAACGAUGUAAAAGCUGAAAAGUAGAAUCUUUGACCACCUAACUGGAUGGCAAUGUAUCUAUCUCGAAUACAUGCACAAUAGCAAAUCUAUGCCUAUCCUGUAAUGCUUGUUAAGAUUUAUUGGGGAUAAGUAGUGCACACUCACCAGCUCAUCACAUUUUGGAAGGAGAAUAUGUGCAAUUCUGAAGAUCAGUAAAAUAAUGUGGUGGCUAAAACUACAGUUCUAGAGACACAUUACUGUGGAAAAAUUAACUGAGAAAGAACACAGUGUACAGCACAGAUGGGGAUGAACAUACUGUUUGAACUGAGGCACUAUACAUUUGGCCUUCUGAUCUCCCAACAGGAAUGAAAUAAUUCUCCCUUUUGGCUUUCCCCUAUGAAUCUUGAUUCAGUCUAUUAUGCUUUAGCUACAUGGCUGCAUCACUCCAGCAUCUUUUUCUGGGAAAAUCUCCUUCAAAUAACUUGUUUUUUCUCCUUAUCUACAAGAGAUGAGAGGAAAUUAACACUGAGGAAAGAGAUGGAUGCAGAUGUUGGAGGAUGUCCUGUUGAGUUAAUUUAGACAAAUCCAUGCUCUGAUGCUGUCUGUGGAGCAGAACCCAAAAGAGAAUGCUGAAUAGUUGCUAGCUAAUGGCAAUGGGGUCUUGAAGCUGCUCACAAAAGUCCCCCCCCCCCUGCAAAAAAGGCCUUUUAUAUGGCUCUAAGAAGUGAACUGUAAGGUCAGGUCUUUAGUGCAGUGGUUCCCAAACUUGUUCCGCCGCUUGUGCAGGGAAAGCCCCUG